Molecule: messenger RNA, 1920 nt
Organism: Haliotis rufescens (red abalone)
Lineage: Eukaryota; Metazoa; Mollusca; Gastropoda; Lepetellida; Haliotidae
Exons: 2
Coding region: 437-1759 (440 amino acids)
Source: RefSeq, a predicted model, not a curated record
ACGAAAUGUUUGGAGAGAUCGUAGAUACUUGGACUUGAAGAAACGGAAAUAAACGUUGCAGCAGAUGAAGGAUCGGUGUGGACAAAACGGGAAAGGGAUCCCAGAUUAUAUUUUAAAACUUGUGCGCGAAGUGUAUCCAAAUACCCCGAACAUAAAAUACAUGGGACAAGUGUGGAUCUAAUGAUCAAACUCAGUUUUUGUGUGUGAAAAUUCUGUGAAAGAAAAGGAAAUUCAUAAUUUCACCACAUAAAACUCCGUAGAUGUCAUUGCGGUGUCUUCAUCUUCUCAUGCUAAAAAUAGGCCAAGUUCAAAGGUUACGAUCUCGUGAAACGAGAGCGAGACCUAAUUACCCAUAAGCCCUUCUUCAUCAUGGCCUCAUGCUAAUAACACGUACGAAUAUCGCUGGAGAUUUUUUUUGGUGAAUAUACAAAGUAAUAUGAGUAGUACUCAAUCUAAUAUCCCCAAACAACCUUCCAAAGGUUCAGGGGAUCAUGACAAACCUCCCGAAAGUGGAGCAGUCAGUCAAGUGUCCUUAAAUCUGGCCAGUACGAGCCAUGAUGACGACCACGUGGGUCCGAAGGUUAUAUCUACUAACCGGAGUACGUCGCAGGGCGUCAGUAGCGCAGGCAAACUAGAUCAGUUACCUAAAGGUUAUAGGAUUCCUAGAAAAAGGAGAAUUAACCACAGGAUUGAACAUGAUAUCUCAGACUGGUCUAACUCGAGCGAGUCAAGUUCGAGUGACAGUUCGACUGAUAGUGACGAGUGCGAUGUGGUUGAUAGUUAUCAUCCGCCUGGCACGUUUUCGGGGCCGGGUGCGGACGACUAUAUCGAACCCUCACAAAAGAGAGGUCGAUUUUCAAACGUUUGUAUCAAUAAACUUGAUAAACCCCGCUCUGAAAAUGGUCCUGUAACUGUGGCCGGUUCAGCUGAACCAGUAGAUGAAUAUGUCCCCUUUUCGAUCACACAGGCAGAAUCAGAUUCUUGGUCCUUGCCAAGCCAUCUGUCUAAUCAUCUCAAUACUCAGUUCUCUACCUUCAAAAAAGAUAAUGUGUUGAAUGAGAACAUUCUUGAUGAUCACCCCAUACCUGAUGAGCAUUGUUUGACUGCUCCCCAACUGGAUGGGUAUUUAGAUGAUCUUUUUAAAGCGCGGGACAGGUCAUUUGAGAAAAAAACAGAUUUCUCUUUGCAGUUUAUUCAAAAGAGAAUGUUAAAUGUCAUGGGUCCUUUGUCCCAUUUAUGGGGUAAUCUUGACAAAAUCAGACGCAGGGAGGCUUCACCUGAUUUAGACAUUUAUGAACUUCUUGACAUUGUAGAAAAGUCAGUCUGCCUUGUGGGACAAGCUAACUUGUCGAUCAAUUUCCACAGGCGGCUUUCAAUUUUAUCCAAACUGGUUAAGGAUCCAAAGAAAGCCAAAAAGUUGCUUUACAAGUAUGAGGGUACCUUUGCUGAUGCUAAAGGGAAGCUCUUCGGAGACCCCUUUUACAACACGCUACUCGCUGAGGUAAAGCGUAAGCAAAAGGCCAGGGAUAUUCUUGGUGGGCGGCAUUCGGCUCCUAAGAAAAAGAUUAAUUUCUUUAAAACCAGCCUUUCUCGCAGCAGCCCUUUCAUGGAGAGCCCUCAGGUAAGCCCAGUUCGUCUGGGGGCGGAUUCAGAGUUCAGGCAUCCUUCAAUCCCAGGAGAGGAGGGAAAGACCGUGGUGGCAAAAGAGGAAGAUCCUCAAGACCAUAUAGAGGACGCCAUUAGGAGGAGACCUGGCUGAAACUCCCACAUUCCAGAUGUCCAGCUUGGACCAAGAUUAUCCGUCCGGUUGCAGUCUCAGAUGAGACUGUUUUUGUAGUUCGCGUUCGCAUUCGGGUUACUUGUCACCUUAAUUUUGGACAUCCCAAAUAAAUGUUUGAUUGAAGCUCUUUUCUUAGUUGU